Messenger RNA from Syzygium oleosum, 1040 nucleotides. RefSeq names its product histone-lysine N-methyltransferase, H3 lysine-9 specific SUVH6-like. Bases 99 to 1010 code for a protein of 303 amino acids. The record is from RefSeq and is a predicted model, not a curated record. Lineage: Eukaryota; Viridiplantae; Streptophyta; Magnoliopsida; Myrtales; Myrtaceae. The transcript is spliced from 2 exons.
CAGGAUGCAGAAGUCACGCCCCUCUUCAUAGCCUUGCACAGCAUCAACAAGCACUAUUUCCUUCCACGACAACCAAUUUGAAGCAAGACCAUUCUGGUAUGAUGGAGAACGGGAAGGACAAAAUCGAGACAGAAAGCAUAGAAGAAGGGGAAUUUAUCCCUGAUAAAUCUGCCAAUGAUUCGGUCGAGAGCUCUAUGAAUGCACAUGAUGUCAUAUGGCGUGGAAAUGAGAAAAAAUGUGCUUUGCAGGGGCAAUCACCUUUCGAUGGCUCUAAGAGCAGUAUUUUGAUGAAGAAUAUGACUAGAGAUUCUCGCCCUGAGAAAAAUGCGAAUUUCACACGCAAUGACGGACAUGAUUUGGCCAGAGAGAGGGUCAUCGCAACUCUAAGGUUCUACAGAGAUAUUUGUCGCGAGCUCUCUCGGGAAAAAUCAAAAGCAGGUAAAGAGAACACAUGCAUUAGGAGAAUAGACUAUCAUGCUGCAAAAGAAGUACAGAAAAGACGAGGAUACGUCCACAGUGCCAUGCAAUUUAUCGGUGAUGUUCCAGGAGUAAAAGUCGGAGACAACUUCUAUUACAGGAUGGAACUCGUUGUUGUUGGGCUCCAUCGCCCUCCUCAGAGUGGCAUCGAUUACAUGGGACGUCACCCAAACAUUCUAGCCACAAGUGUUGUCGCUUCCUGGGAUUAUACAGAUAAUCUGAGUACACCCGAUGAGCUGGUUUAUUUGGGCCAGGGUGGAAUGCCCGGUCACCACAAGAAGGCCAAAGAUCAGAAGCUUACUCGUGGGAAUUUAGCUCUAGUGAACAGCAUGAAGAGAAACAAGCCGGUGAGAGUGAUCCGGAAGGAUAGGGAUCACACCUUCACAUAUGAUGGACUGUACAUGGUAGCGAGGUACCGGAAGCUACGUCGAGCAAAUAGACAGAUGGUCUUCGAAUUUCUGAUGAAGAGAAUCCGAGGCCAACCUGAGAUUGGCCAGAAGAAGAAGAAGAUGAAAGUACUCGAGUCAUCAUGAGAGGAAGAGUUGACGACCAGCAUUAGGAAA